This is a messenger RNA of Apis laboriosa (Himalayan honeybee), 781 nucleotides long. RefSeq names its product eukaryotic translation elongation factor 1 epsilon-1 (gene AIMP3). NCBI's taxonomy places the organism in Eukaryota, Metazoa, Arthropoda, Insecta, Hymenoptera, Apidae. The record is from RefSeq and is a predicted model, not a curated record. Bases 232 to 747 code for a protein of 171 amino acids. Gene Ontology annotation, cellular component: nucleus; aminoacyl-tRNA synthetase multienzyme complex; cytoplasm. The transcript has 4 exons. Gene Ontology annotation, biological process: positive regulation of DNA damage response, signal transduction by p53 class mediator.
UAUAUUUGAAAUAAAGACUAACUAAUGUUAAAAUAUUCCGUGUAUAUAAUUACAUAUUCCAUACAAAUAUUUGCAAUAAAGUAAAUUAUUGAAUAUAUAUAGAAUGUGAUGCGAAUUUAUCCAUCGAUUGUUACGUCAACGUAUUGUGCCCUUUUUAAACAUAACCUAAAAAUUAUUUCCAUAACUAGUAAAAAAAAACAAGAAGAUUGAGAAAGUGUAAAGUUUAAAACAAUGGUUUUAUGUAACAUAGAAUGUUUAGAAAGAAUUUCAAAUUACUUAGAUGUCUCACCAUUACCACUGGAAAUGCAAGAAAAUGUAAUUGUUACUAUGGAACGGGAAUCAAAUAAAAAAAUAGAAGGAUUUAGUACUAUAAUUCAAUUUCUAAUUGAAAAUUCCAAGUACCCUGAUAUACUUGGUAUUGAUAAUGAAAUGAAAGCAUUAUCACGUCAGUGGCUGGAAUAUGCAGUUGUCUGUGUCAAUUACGCUGAUACUCCCGCUAAUGCGAAAAGAAUCUUGCAGGAAUUAAAUAUUGCACUAAGGGAUAAUACAUAUUUAACUGGUACAAAGAAAACUAUUGCUGAUAUUACAUUAUAUUAUGCUCUACAUUCAAUAAUGCGAGAAUUAAGUCAUCAAGAGAAAGCUCAAUAUGUACAUGUGUCUAGGUGGUUUGAUAAUAUGCAACAAGAAGAAAAAUUAAGACAACAAUUAGAUUUAAUUUCUUUUGAUUUGUUACAUUUAUUUUUAUAAAUAAAAUAAAGAUGUAGUAGUGAUUUCAUAGAUA